AGUCGUCUUCAGUCGUCUGCAGUCGUCCUUUGAAGCUAAAUCCAAGGCCUGUCGCCAGACGUCGACGUGUUCACGUGACCAGCUUGGAGGCGUCGCUGAAGAAGGCGACAGAAGGCGACAGACUGGGGGGGCGGAUUUGAUAGAUUGGCCGAGGCAAAGCCGGGACCGGCGAUUGCGUCGGUUGAUGAUGUCGAGACUGAGCAUUACAGAGCCAGUAGUCGCAACGCCACGCCCGCGCAACACCAAAGUCCGCACUCGGCACGCCUUGUUGGCUGCAUCCCAUCCCCAGCAUCGUGCAUACAGGCUCAUUGGGCGCGUGCUCUUUCCUUGCAUCCCGCUCGCUGCCUCCCACCGCGCUCCCACCAGCGGCUCCCACCCAUCAUGCUCCACGCCUCGUGGCGGGCUGCACUGCGCCAGACACCGCGCUCCAAUGCCACCCGCGCCGCCUCGCGCGCCGCCUCGCGCUUCCUGCCUGCACAAUGCUCCGCGUCGCUCGUCGCACGGCACCCGCAGCGAUGUCCGUCGCCGCCCGCCGCCCUGUGUGCCGCCCGCAGCUUCUCGGCCUCGGUGAGCCGGCCGAGGGAGAAAGACGCCAAGCCCGCGCCCGACGAGGCCGCUGCGGACCUUGACGAGGCGAAGAAGCCCAAGGAGCAGGACACGGCCGCCGACGAGUCCGAGGCCAAGACAAAGACGCCCGACCCGAUACCGGCGCGGCCAGGCCCCGGACGGGGCAGCGCAGCAGGCGGCGACGGCGGGUCGGGCGGCGACGGCGGCGGCGGCGGCGGCAGCCGGCGGCGCAAGAGCAGUGCCCUCGUCAAGCCGUCGAUCCCAGAGGUGUAUCCGCAGGUCAUGGCCAUCCCGCUCGCCAAGCGCCCGCUGUUCCCGGGGUUCUACAAGGCCGUCACUAUCCGCGACCGCGAGGUCGGCCAGGCCAUCGCCGACAUGGUCAAGCGCGGACAACCGUACAUUGGCGCCUUCAUGUUCAAGGAUGACGGCGUCGACAAGGACGUCAUCGACGACCCGAGCGAGGUGCACGACGUGGGCACCUUUUGCCAGGUCACGAGCGCGUUCCCCGUCGGCUCCGAGGACAACUUCGCCAUGACGUGCGUCCUGUACCCGCACCGCAGGAUCAAGAUGACCAGCCUCCUGCCGCCCAAGCACGACGAGCUCGAGUCGGCCGGCGAGGCCACCGCGGCCGAGACGCCCGAGGGCGGCGCUGCAGCGGCAGAGACGGCCGCCAGCGAGGCCAGGGGCGAUGUGGUCGCGAGCUUCGAGGAGGCGGGCGCCGAGUCCAAGGCCAAGGACGAGGACCAGACGCAGGCCAAGGACGAGGACCAGACGCUGGCCAUCCUCCGGGGCCGGCAGGUCAGCAUCGCCAACGUCGAGAACAUGGUCGAGGAGCCCUUCAGCAUCAAGGACAACAAGGUCAUGCAGGCCCUCGUCAACGAGAUUGUCAACACGUUCAAGGGCGUCGCGCUCCUCAACCCCAUGUUCCGCGACCACGUCGCCACCUUCUCGGUCCACACCACCAUGAGCGUGGGCGAGGACCCGGUCAAGCUGGCCGACUUUGCUGCAGCCGUGGCGCAGGCCGAGUCGCACGAGCUGCAGGCCACGCUCGACGAGAUGGACAUUGAGAAGCGGCUGAGGAAGUCGCUCGAGGUGCUGAAGAAGGAGCUCAUGAGCGCGGAGCUGCAGAAAAAGGUCAGCGACGAGGUCAACAGCCGCGUUCAGAAGAAGCACCGCGAGUUCAUCCUCAUGGAGCAGAUGAAGGGCAUCAAGCGCGAGCUCGGCAUCGAGUCGGACGGCAAGGACAGGCUGGUCGAAAAGUUCAACGAAAAGGCCGGUAAGCUGGCCAUGCCCGAGGCCGUGCGCAAGGUCUUUGACGAGGAGAUGAGCAAGCUCUCUGGCCUCGAGCCCAGCGGAUCCGAGUUCAACGUGACGCGAAACUACCUCGACUGGCUGACGCAGCUUCCCUGGGGUCUCAGUAGCGCUGAGAACUUUGGCAUCAGCCACGCCCGCGAGGUCCUCGACGAGGACCACUACGGCCUAAAGGACGUCAAGGACCGCAUCCUGGAGUUCAUCGCCGUCGGCAAGCUGCGUGGGUCCGUCGAGGGCAAGAUUCUGUGCCUCGUCGGUCCUCCUGGUGUGGGUAAAACCUCAAUCGGAAAAUCGAUUGCGCGCGCAUUGGACCGCCAGUACUACCGCUUCAGCGUUGGCGGCAUGUACGACGUUGCCGAGAUCAAGGGCCACCGGCGAACGUACGUCGGUGCCCUGCCUGGCCGCAUCAUCCAGGCGCUCAAGAAGUGCCAGACUGAGAACCCGCUCGUCCUGAUCGACGAGAUUGACAAGCUUGGCCGCAACAGCAACCACGGCGACCCGGCCGCAGCGCUCCUGGAGCUCCUCGACCCCGAGCAGAACAACAGCUUCUUGGACCACUACCUCGACGUGCCCGUCGAUCUGUCAAAGGUGCUGUUCGUGUGCACGGCAAACAUGUCCGACACGAUCCCCCAGCCCCUGCUCGACCGCAUGGAGAUGAUUGAGCUGUCUGGCUACGUUGCGGACGAGAAGAUUGCCAUUGCCGAAAAGUACCUCGCGCCCGCAGCCAAGGAGAUGAGCGGUCUAAAGGACGCCGACGUCGUCCUCGAGAAAGACGGCAUCGUCGAGCUGAUCAACAAGUACUGCCGCGAGUCUGGCGUCCGCAACCUGAAGAAGCAGAUUGAGAAGGUCUACCGCAAGUCGGCGCUCAAGAUUGUGACGGAGCUCGGCGAAGACGCCCUUCCCGAGUCCGAGGCGCUCACAGAACAAGGCAAGGCCGCCAAGGACGAGGCCGCCAAGGACGAGACGGACGUCAAGGAGACGCCUGAUGGCAUCGAAAAGCAAACGGCGCCCAAGCCCCGCGUCGCCCUCAAAGUCCCAGACACAGUCCACGUCUCCAUCAACAAGGACAACCUCAAGGACUACGUCGGCCCGCCCGUCUUCACCGCCGACCGCCUCUACGACUUCACCCCGCCCGGCGUCGCCAUGGGCCUGGCGUGGACAAGCAUGGGCGGGUCCGCGCUCUACAUUGAGUCAAUCCUGCAGAACGCGCUCUCGGCGUCGUCGCACCCGGGCCUCGAGCGCACUGGCUCGCUGCGCGACGUGAUGAAGGAAUCAACCGGCGUCGCCUACUCGUACGCCAAAUCCGUGCUCGCGCGCGACUUCCCCAAGAACCGCUUCUUCGAGCACGCCCGCCUGCACCUGCACUGCCCCGAGGGCGCGGUGCCCAAGGACGGGCCCUCGGCGGGUAUCACCAUGGCGAGCAGCUUCCUCAGUCUGGCCCUCGACACGCAGAUCAAGGACUGCGUCGCCAUGACGGGCGAACUCACGCUCACAGGCAAAGUCCUGCGCAUCGGCGGUCUGCGCGAGAAGACCGUUGCUGCGCGCCGCGCCGGCGCGACAAUGGUUAUUUUCCCAAAGGACAACUUGAGUGAUUGGCUUGAGUUGCCCGAGAACAUCAAAGCAGGCAUAUCCGGCCACCCCGUCGAAUGGUACAGCCAAGUCUUCGACCUGAUCUUCCCGCAUCUCAACCGCGACGCGGCGAACCGCCUGUGGGAAAAGGAACUCAAGCCCAAAAAGGGCGAUCGGAAGAGGAAGGAGCAGAAGCGCAAGGAUGAGGACGAGGAGAGUGGUGAGGAUGACGAUUAGGGGGUGAUGGUUGUGCAGCGGAUAGGGGGUGGUGAUUGUGCAGCGGAUAGGGGGUGGUGAUUGUACAGCGUAUAGGGGGUGGGGAUUGUACAGCGGAUAGGGGGUGAUGAUUGCACAGCGUAUAGGGGGUGGGGUAGGCAUUGUACGAUACGAUAUGAUACGGUACGCUCUCGCAUCAGCGGCGUUUGGGCUUGUAGAUUAGAAGAUGUAGCGUCAGCGUCGGUCAGGUGUGAAUGAACGAUGGAUUCGUGUACAUUUAGUUCCCAACUCGAGCACGAGCGCAUGGCAACAUGUGCGCCAAAUCUGC
Didymella exigua CBS 183.55 is the source of this 3991-nucleotide messenger RNA. RefSeq names its product ATP-dependent protease La. The coding region runs from base 382 to 3684 and encodes 1100 amino acids. Lineage: Eukaryota; Fungi; Ascomycota; Dothideomycetes; Pleosporales; Didymellaceae. Gene Ontology annotation, molecular function: ATP-dependent peptidase activity; ATP binding; single-stranded DNA binding. Gene Ontology annotation, cellular component: mitochondrial matrix. Gene Ontology annotation, biological process: chaperone-mediated protein complex assembly; mitochondrion organization; protein catabolic process. The transcript has 2 exons. The record is from RefSeq and is a predicted model, not a curated record.